GCGCGCGCGCGCGCCGGCUAUAUAGGCAAUACACUCUGAUCGAUGCACCACCACACUCUCGUGACGACAGAAAGAACACACAGGCAGGGAUCGAUCGAAGCGCGGCCAUGGAUAUGGGAGGGCACGACAUGGGCAGCAUGGCCCCGCCGCCGGUCAAGCGGUACACGCACAUGACCUUCUUCUGGGGCAAGAACUCGGAGAUCCUCUUCACCCUCUGGCCCGGCACGCGCGGUGGCAUGUACGCGGUGGCCCUCGUCUUCGUCUUCGUGCUCGCGUUCCUCCUCGAGUUCCUCAGCUGCCGCAGGCUAGACUCCUUUCUCCCCACUAACCGGCGCGCGGCGGCCGGGGCCACGCGUGCCGCGGUGCACACGGUGCGCGUGGGCGUGGCGAACCUGCUCAUGCUCGCCAUCAUGUCGUUCAACGGCGGCGUGCUCCUCGUGGCCGUGGCCGGGCACGCGGCGGGGUUCCUGGCGUUCAAGGCCGGCCUGUGGGGCGACGGAAGGGAGCAGGUGAAGGGCGGGUGCAAGGAAGACGUCGCGCCGGCGGCGUGACGCUAGUGGUGCCGCGACGGCGUCCGGUGAUCCAUGGGUUUGUAAAGUAGUUGGUGCGUGUUCGUGUAUGCAGCGUGCGAAAUUUGUGUUGUUGUUUGGCUGGUUCAUGAGGGUCAUCUUGGGUCAUCGGUGAUUGGAAAUUGUAAAGUUAAGUCUGCAAUGUUAAAAUUUCUAUGCGAUCAGUUGUGA
This is a messenger RNA of Phragmites australis (common reed), 740 nucleotides long. Its product is annotated as copper transporter 1-like. Gene Ontology annotation, molecular function: copper ion transmembrane transporter activity. Gene Ontology annotation, cellular component: plasma membrane. The record is from RefSeq and is a predicted model, not a curated record. Lineage: Eukaryota; Viridiplantae; Streptophyta; Magnoliopsida; Poales; Poaceae. Bases 108 to 551 code for a protein of 147 amino acids. Gene Ontology annotation, biological process: intracellular copper ion homeostasis; copper ion transmembrane transport. The transcript has a single exon.